UUAAAGGAUAGGGACAGUUAUUUUGAACUGUGCUUGCUUGGUGUAUACCAACUUUGUCAGUUGUGCACGGUCUUUCUGCUUCCAGGCUUGGACUUAGCCCUCGGAUACUAUCCCAUCCGCGUUUUCUGUUAUUUAAGCGACGCUUCGUAGAUUAGGCUUAACAAGGGCCGAACCUCUACCACUGCCUGUUUAAAGCAUGGCCGCUAUGCACAAUGACCUAGACCGAUGGAUAGAGAAAGUAAGGAAAUGCGAACAUUUGGCUGAGGAGGAGUUGAAGACGCUCUGCGACUAUGUGAAGGAGAUCCUUGUUGAAGAGUCAAACGUGCAGCCAGUGAACGCACCAGUAACAGUGUGCGGUGACAUCCAUGGACAGUUUCAUGACUUGCUUCGGUUGUUUGAGACGGGAGGGGAGGUGCCCAGCACCAAUUACAUCUUUAUGGGGGACUUUGUGGACCGGGGGUACAACAGCCUUGAGGUCUUCACUAUGCUUAUGCUAUUGAAGGCCCGGUAUCCCGCCAACAUAACUCUGCUCAGAGGCAACCACGAGAGCCGACAAAUCACCCAGGUUUACGGGUUCUAUGAUGAGUGUCAGCGCAAGUAUGGCAACGCGAACGCGUGGCGGUAUUGCACGGAAGUUUUUGACUUCCUCACGCUUUCGGCGCUCAUCGACAGCAAGGUGCUCUGCGUGCACGGCGGUUUGUCACCAGACGUCCGGACGCUUGACCAAAUCCGUACGAUUGAUCGGGUUUGCGAGAUCCCCCACGAAGGGCCGUUCUGCGACCUAAUGUGGUCAGACCCGGAGGACAUCGAGACAUGGGCUAUCAGUCCCCGCGGUGCUGGUUGGCUCUUCGGCAGCAAGGUGACAGCGGAGUUUAACCAAAUUAACGGACUGGAGCUCAUUUGCCGUGCGCACCAGCUCGUGCAGGAGGGCUUAAAAUACAUGUUCCCCGACAGAUCCCUGGUGACUGUGUGGUCGGCACCCAACUACUGCUACCGAUGUGGGAAUGUGGCGUCUAUCCUCAUAUUCGAUGAUAAUUUAAAUCGGGACGUACGGUACUUCACAGAGACGCAAGAAAACAGCAAUAUGAUGGCGCCCCGUGCUACUGCCCGGUACUUCUGGUAGACGCGGAGUGUGGCACGAACAGAGACCAGUUGCGGGAUGUGGCACG
Messenger RNA from Volvox carteri f. nagariensis, 1169 nucleotides. RefSeq lists its product as uncharacterized. NCBI's taxonomy places the organism in Eukaryota, Viridiplantae, Chlorophyta, Chlorophyceae, Chlamydomonadales, Volvocaceae. Gene Ontology annotation, molecular function: protein serine/threonine phosphatase activity. Bases 197 to 1123 code for a protein of 308 amino acids. The transcript has 2 exons. Gene Ontology annotation, biological process: peptidyl-serine dephosphorylation. Gene Ontology annotation, cellular component: cytoplasm. The record is from RefSeq and is a predicted model, not a curated record.